Molecule: messenger RNA, 2722 nt
Organism: Acipenser ruthenus (sterlet)
Lineage: Eukaryota; Metazoa; Chordata; Actinopteri; Acipenseriformes; Acipenseridae
Product: phenylalanine--tRNA ligase alpha subunit
Exons: 13
Coding region: 225-1718 (497 amino acids)
Biological process (GO): phenylalanyl-tRNA aminoacylation
Cellular component (GO): cytoplasm; cytosol; phenylalanine-tRNA ligase complex
Molecular function (GO): ATP binding; phenylalanine-tRNA ligase activity; tRNA binding
Source: RefSeq, a predicted model, not a curated record
UUUCCAUAUGUAACCCUUAGCAACGCGGACACAGUGUUAUUUUCCUCAACCAAAACACAGAAUUGAUUCACGAGGGUUGCAACUGUUGUGUUUGCACCCAUUACAUUUAAUCCAAGACGGCACAGAAAUAAAAAUAUAUAUAUUUUGUAUUUCUGUUCCGGUGAGUGAGCCGCGUCGCUUCCGCCGCGGUGAGGCGAGUGUUGCUGUGCGGGUUGGUUUGCAGCAUGGCUGACAGCGGCGUGGCGGAGUCUCUUCUUCAGCGGCUCGAUCAGGCGGAUGGCGGCGUUGACAGCCAGCAGGCGGCGGCGAGUCUCGGGGUGGAUCAUCAGUUGGUGGUCGGUGCCGUUAAGAGCUUGCAAGCGCUCGGGGAGGUGAUCUGCGCUGAGCUCCGCUCCUCAAAGCAUUGGGAGGUGACAGAGGAGGGGAAGGAGAUCGCGGAGAAGGGCAGCCAUGAGGCACGCGUCUUCAGCUGCAUCCCAGCAGAGGGCAUGGCUCAGAGCCAGCUCAUGACGCUGCCCAGUGGGAAGGUGGGCUUCAGCAAGGCGAUGUCUAACAAGUGGAUCAAACUGGACAAGACUGCAGAGGGAGGACCUCGAAUCUGCAAGAGUGUGGACAGUAUUGAGGACACCGUGAAGGACAGGCUGCAGCUCGUCCAGCAUGGACAGGCAGGGAGUCUGGAGGAGAAGGAGAAGAACGAACUGAAGAAGAGGAAGCUGCUGUCCGAGGUGACAGUAAAGUCUUACUGGAUCACCAAAGGAUGCAGUUUCAGCACCACCGUCACUAAGCAGGAGACAGAACUGACGCCUGAGAUGCUAGCCAGCGGCGCGUGGCGUGACAAGAAAUUCAAGCCGUACAACUUUGACGCCCUGGGCAUCAUCCCCGACUGCGGACACCUCCAUCCGCUGAUGAAGGUGCGCACACAGUUCAGACAGAUCUUCCUGGAGAUGGGCUUCACGGAGAUGCCGACCAAUAACUUCAUCGAGAGCUCGUUCUGGAACUUCGACGCCCUGUUCCAACCCCAGCAGCACCCGGCCAGGGAUCAGCACGAUACCUUCUUCCUGUCCGACCCGGCCAUCGCCACGGAGUUCCCCCUGGACUAUCUGGAGCGAGUGAAGAGAGUGCACUCUGAGGGUGGCUACGGCUCACAGGGGUACAAGUAUGACUGGAAGAUUGAAGAAGCGCAGAAGAACAUUCUGAGGACUCACACCACUGCCGUCAGCGCGCGCAUGCUGUACCGCCUCGCUCAGCAGGAGGAGUUCACCCCAGUGAAGUAUUUCUCAAUCGACCGCGUGUUCCGCAACGAGACUCUGGAUGCCACUCACCUGGCAGAGUUUCACCAGGUGGAGGGCGUGGUGGCAGACUACGGGCUCACGCUGGGGGACCUCAUGGGAGUCCUGCACCAGUUCUUCAUCAAGCUGGGAAUCACUAAACUCCGCUUCAAACCCGCGUUCAACCCCUACACAGAGCCCAGCAUGGAGGUGUUCAGCUACCACGAAGGUCUGAAGAAGUGGGUGGAGGUGGGGAACUCGGGGGUCUUCCGACCGGAGAUGCUGCUGCCGAUGGGGCUCCCUGAGGGGGUUUCAGUCAUCGCCUGGGGACUGUCGCUGGAGAGGCCCACCAUGAUCAAAUAUGGAAUCAACAACAUCCGAGAGCUGGUUGGUCACAAAGUGAAUCUGCAGAUGGUCUACGACAGCCCAGUGUGUCGACUGGACUCCUGAACAGGCAGGCGCGUGGACACCGCUGGCCUGAGGACCCCUCGCUCCCCUCCUUCAGUUCCUUGCCCUCGCCAGCGGCUGGGCUGCCCUGAAACAAUAUUGACCAGGAAGGAGGACUGUGGGUUUCUGCUCUUUGGACUGGUUGCUAGGUGAUGGGUCACAAGUGAAAUUAGUUUGGUGUCAAGUUUGAGUAUAACAAAACUAACAGCUUGAAAAAAUUCCUUUCAACACUGCGGAGCGCUCCGGAGAACUCCACUCUCAACACUGCAGACUAUUCAUAAUCUAAUAUGUAUAUGCAUGCCUGUUUUUGAUUUUAUGGUUCAGUAUAAAUCCACUCCAGUGUGUGAAACUCACUCUCCUCUCGUUCCCAGUAUCAGACUGGGGCUGCAGCCGGGUCCACCCGCAGUCUGCAAUCCACUCUGCACCCUGAUCUUACACAAGAGGCAAACCUGUGUGUGUGUCACAAUUAUUUUAUAACUGCUAUUUAUAAGUUAAUUCACCAACCUCCACUAUUUCCCUGACGGUAUCAUAUAUUCACAGUCGUUCAGCCUACAUAUUAUUGUUCUGCAGUCAGAGAUUUUAAACCUGUCUCUCGCGUCCUUCUCAUCGGACGCUCAUCAGGUAACUUCCCCCAUCAGUGUGGAGAGAUGCAGAUCUGCAGCCUGCAAUACUAACUGGAGCUGAGAGACACACACACACACACAGAGACACAGACACACACACACAGACAGACAGGCAGACACGCAGACAGACACACAGACAGACAGGCAGACAGAGACACACACAGACAGACACACACACAGACAGACAGACAGAGUCCCACUGAAUUUGAUUUGAUCUCACAUCUGCUGCUGAUGGAAAUGAACAAGUCCAGUUUCAAACCGCUUUCAGCUCAGUCCUGGUGGCAGGUGGAAACAGAACAGGAGUCCAGGCAUUUUACUGAGCCAGCUUCAUGACUGUGGAGCCCACGUGUACAUAAUAACCCUACAUUAAAAGGCUUUGCCGGA